This is a messenger RNA of Fraxinus pennsylvanica, 1173 nucleotides long. NCBI's taxonomy places the organism in Eukaryota, Viridiplantae, Streptophyta, Magnoliopsida, Lamiales, Oleaceae. The record is from the annotation of a GenBank genome assembly.
AUGGAAACCUUAAACUCCUCGAACAUCCCGAGUCGAAUGGCAGCAUUGGAUCUGUCAACAGUGGGUCUCUUGAUUGUGGGAUUGCUUACAGUUUAUGUAACUCACUGGAUUUACAGAUGGAGGAAUCCCAAGUGCAAUGGAGUUCUUCCUCCAGGUUCCAUGGGGCUCCCUCUUAUCGGCGAAACAAUUCAGUUGGUCAUUCCAAGUGCCUCUUUGGACCUUCCACCAUUCAUCAAAAAGAGGAUGAAAAGGGAGAAACUCCUCCCUCAAAUGGAAGAUAUGGUUAUUAAAACACUUUUGAAUUGGUCUAGUCAAGAAUCAGUUGAAGUGAAAAGUGCUUCUGUUACAAUGGCUAUCGAUUAUGCUGCGAGACAAAUAUACAGUGGUAAUCUUGAGAAUGCACCCCUCAAAAUAAGUGAUUUGUUCAGGGACUUGGUUGAUGGUCUAAUGACGUUUCCCAUUAAUAUCCCUGGUACCGCACAUCACAGAUGCUUACAGACUCACAAGAAAGUACGAGAAAUGAUGAAGGACAUCGUGAAAACUAGGCUCGUAGAACCUGAGAGGCAAUAUGGAGAUAUGCUUGAUCAUAUGAUUGAGGAUAUGAAAAAGGAGACAUUCUUAAACGAGGAUUUCAUCUUACUUGCUGAACAUCCCUUAGUUUUGGAGGAAUUAACUGCUGAACACGAGGAGAUUCUCCAGAAACGAGAGAAAUCAGAAUCCCAUCUCACAUGGAAUGACUACAAAUCUAUGACUUUUACACUUCAGGUCAUCAAUGAAGUUCUAAGGCUUGGAAAUAUAGCACCUGGAUUCUUCCGUCGAGCUUUACAAGAUAUUCCUGUAAAUGGAUAUACUAUCCCUGCAGGAUGGGUGAUUAUGAUUGCCACCGCCGGCCUUCAUCUCAACUCUAACCAAUUCGAGGAUCCUCUUAAAUUCAACCCAUGGCGCUGGAAGGAACUCCAACCUUCUGUCAUAGCUAAAUGUUUUAUGCCGUUUGGAUCUGGUAUGAAGCAAUGUGCUGGUGCAGAAUAUAGUCGGGUGCUACUGGCAACUUUUCUACACGUCUUGGUCACAAAGUACAGAUGGGCUAUUGUCAAGGGUGGAAAAAUUAUUCGUUCUCCGAUCAUGAGAUUUCCAGAUGGAUUUCACUAUAAGAUCACAGAAAAAACCAACUGA